UGUUUUAGUUCUCCUCUGGACUUAGAUACCAAUUAUUCGGUUUUAACGCAUGGCUGGCGUUUUUUUCACCCAGAAUAAAAAACAAGUUAUAAGGAGUCAGUCAUUUUAAAUUUUACACCGGCAAAAACUCGGAAGCUAUGUCACAGUUUUCCGAAUGAAUCAUGGCGACACAGAUGGCGGUAAAUUCGGGAGCCAGUCUGUGGGGGCCACUGAAAGAGCUAUGGGAAACUGUGGAGGGAGCGGUGGUGAGGAGACAGCCGGAGAGUGUCCACCUGCUGGACCUGCAACUGAAGAAACACAAACCGCACUUUCUGUCACUCUUUAAAAACCCGCCUAAAAGUGCAGAACAAAGAGAAAAAGUGCGCAAAGCCAGCACAGACGGCAUCGCCAUCCAAGGUCAGCAGGGGUCACGGCUCCUUCCAGAGCAGCUUCUGACAGAAGCCUUUAUCCUCAGUGAUCUGUUUGACAUUGGAGAAUUGUCAGCCUUGGAGCUCCUACUAGCAGGUGAACAACAGCAGCCAUAUUUUCCUGGUCUUACUCGAGGUUUAGUUGCUGUUUUACUCUACUGGGAUGGGAAGCUUUGUAUGGCCAGCUCUCUACGGUCACUCAUCCAGUCACGCCAAGGCAAAACCUUCACCCUUGAUCUAAGUGCAGAGCUGGUGGCAUUGACAACACGUUUUACAGAUGAGCUGAUGAACCAGGGUCUGACUAAACGCAUCCUCACCCUGGUGUCAGAAAUAAGUGUGACGCGUGAGUUUGAACGGCUGCAGAAGGAGCGUGGCCUGGGCAAUGAAAAGCACAGGAAGGAGGUUUCUGACCUUAUCAAAGAAUGCCGACAAGCACUAGCAGACAGUCUGUUUUCAUGGACCUGCCAAUCACCCUUGAGUAAAGACGAUACCCUGGCUCUCAUCGGGCAUCUGGAGACGGUGACGGCUCAAGCUGACGGCUCCCUGGACAGCGUGAACCUGGCUCUGGUUAUGUCACUGCUCUACUGCUUAGAUGUCAGCUUUAUAGAGCAAGGGACUGAAGAUAGGGAAGAUCUGCUCCAAGCGCUGCCGCUGCUGACUGAGAGGCAGUAUGUGUCUGCAAUACACAGUCGUCUGAUGGACGGUCAACCGUGGAAGCUUCCAGGACUCCAGGCUGUGUGUCGACUGGCUUGGGCUCUGUCCUUGAGAGUUCUUUCUCAGCUACCACAAGGCUCCGCCCUGGUUGAGUUCACAGAGGCAGAUGAGUCUCUGGCCGACCAGGCUCUCCUUGGCGAUGUCUUCCUGUUCAUGAAGGAGGGCAUCCUGGGAUGUGAGAGUUUUUCCCAAGAAGAGUUUUACAUCCGACGCCUCCAUUCGCUCAUCACAGACUUUUUGGCACUGAUGCCAAUGAAGGUGAAGCAGCUUCGUAACCGAGCGGAUGAAGACGCCCGACUGGUGCACAUGUCCCUACAGAUGGGCAGUGAGCUUCCAUCAUCACUGCGCAAGGACUUGGACCAUCUCAUGAUCCUGAUUGGAGAAUUUUACAGUAAAGACCCCUUUGGACUGGAGCUGGGUGUUGAAUUCUGGUGUCCCACAGAGUCGCUCCAACACACCUCCCUGCAGGGGUCCUACCUGGGAAUGGCCCUACAGCGACCGCCACAUAAACAAGUGGUUCUGUCCAAGUUUGUUCGUCAGAUGGGCGACCUUCUGCCCUCCACCCUCUACAUCUCCUACCUUCGGAUGUUAAAAGGCCUCGCUAAUGGCCCUCAGUGUGCUCACUACUGCUUCAGUCUCCUGAAAACCAAUGGAGCCACACACAGUGACAACAUCCAGGGCGUUUCCGGAAGUCCAGUUUCUUGGGAGCAUUUUUUCCAGUCCCUCAUGCUUUACCACGAGAACCUGCGACGAGACUUCCCAAACCCGGACGCAGCCCAGUACCGCCACCCGCCUCUCCGGGGCAUCACCCAAAGAGAGCUGGAGGGACUAACUUCCUUUUUGGAGUUGCUCACCGUCAUCAUCACAUGGAGUGAAAAUGCUCGGCUGGCCUUGUGCGAACACCCGCAGUGGGCCCCGGUUGUGGUGAUGCUGGGUCUGCUGCAGUGCAGCGUUCCUCCCAUCCUGAAGGCCGAGCUCCUGCUCUGCCUGGCGGCCUUUGGGAAGUCACCAGAGAUCGCCGCUUCGCUCUGGCAGUCGCUGGAGUACACACAGAUCCUUCAGACAGUGCGAGCCUCUGGACAAAGACAAGCAGCAGGAAUCGAGGUCGAGCUGAAUGAGAUCGAGUCGAGCUGUGAGGAGUAUCCGCUGACGCGAGGCUUCUGUCAUCUGAUCAGCACGCUGGUCGAGAGCAGUCUGCCAGUCAAUCUGGGGGCGGGGCUCCGAGUUCCCGGCUUCCAGCCCUACCUCAACUUCCUGCGAGACUCCGUGUUCCUGCCGUUCCCCACCAGAGCCUACCGCCGCCCGGCGGAGAAGUGGGAGGUCGCCGACUCGGUGCUGGAGGUGUUCCACAAGCUGCUGCGGGACUACGAGCCGCAGCCGUCAGACUUCAUCCAGGAGAUGGUGGAGCUGCAGGGGGAGCAGGUCCCGGCCCACAAGCCCCCCGGCCACAGCAUCAUGUUCCACCUGCUCAACGACUCGCCCAUGCUGGCGCUCUGCCUCAGCCUGCUGGAGGAGGGCGUGCGCCAGCUGGACACCUAUGCACCCUUCCCUGGUAAAAAGCACUUGGAGUCGGCAGUGCUGCACUGCCUGUGCCUCCUGGACUUGGCUUUGCAGAAGGAGGUGAUGUUUAUGGACCUUCUGAGGGAGAGCCAGUCCUCCCUACUGGUUUCUCCGCUGGAGCAGCUCCUCCAGGGCGUCAGUCCUCAAACCCGAAGGGCCGAUCACAUCGUCAAUAUCGCCAGAUAUCUGUACCACAGCAGCUCAAACCCGGAGGCUGGUUUCCAGAGUGCCAAGAUCCUGCGUCGCAUUGCCAACUACCCCAACAUUCAAACUCGACUGGUGGGAGACUUCACACACGACCAGACUGUGAGUGACAAGCUUAUGGCCGGUUUUGUGGAGUGUCUGGAUAACGAGGAGGCAGAAGAAGGAACCGAGAAAGGAGAUGAGUUGGAGCAACCGAAGAAGGUGGCAAGGAUCCGACACGAGACUCAGAUCCACAUCCUCAACCUGCUCAUCACCUCUUUGGAAUUGAAGGCGCCUAAUCUGGCACUUUACCUUCUGGGCUACGAAGUUAAGAAGUCCGUGUCCUCAACCAAUCUCCAGGACCCAGGCGUGUUGGGGUGUCCACGGAGCUGCCUGCAUGCAAUCCUGAGUCUGCUGCAGAGAGGAACUGAGAAGAGGUCCGGGCCUGCACUGACACAGAAGGCCCCCCACCUGGCUGAGCUCUGUUAUCAGGUGAUCUACCAGCUGUGCGCCUGCCCAGACACAUCUGGACCCACCAUGCGCUAUUUGAGGACCAGCCAGGACUUCCUGUUUUCUCACUUGCAACACCUACCCUUCCUUCUGAGCGGUAACCAGAUUGCCGCCUUGUCCCAGAUGUCUUGGCUCAUGAAAACAGCUGCAAUCGAGCUGCGAGUGACUUCGCUGAACCGUCAGCGCUCACACACACAGCGGCUCGUCAGCCUCCUGCUGGACGACCAGCCACACGCUCAGCAUGCAGUGGACGGGGAGUCAGGCAUAGAAGAAGAGACCAGAUCAGUCAGCGGAUUUCUGCAUUUCGACACAGUUUCUAAAGUGCGCAGGAAGUUGCUGAGUGUGCUGGACGCCAUUGACUUCAGUCAGGACAUGCCUGAGUUGCUGCAGCUGGACUUCUUUGAGCGCACUCAGAUAGAACAGGUGAUCUCCAACUGCGAGCACGUCAACGAGCAGGGACACACUGUCUGCAACGUCAAGUUGCUUCACAGAGUGUUGGUUGCUGAGGUGAACGCACUUCAAGGAAUGGCAGCCAUUGGACAGAGACCCUUAUUAAUGGAGGAGGUGAACUCCAUCCUGCAGCAAGUGGUGGAGCGUAACCACGUCCGCCGGAGCCUGAGCGCCAAGCGUCAAGCGUUGCAGUCCUGGAGGAGCCUGGUGGAGACUCUGCUCACCGCCUGCCCCGCCGACCUGAUUCCAGCUGACGACAGGCAGCUCAUCAUCAGAGACCUCCUGCUGGACCUGCAUGACAAGGUGCUGUCCGAGGAUGCGGCAGGAGAACUGAUGCCCAUAGUUGCGGGGGCCGUCUUCACUCUGACGGCCCACCUCAGUCAGUCGGUGCUGUCGGAGCAGCAGCAGGGGGAGGGGCUAGAAGCCUCCUCCGGCUUCGCCUCCAUCGCCAACUCUGCCCUGCACCUGAUUCUCCGCAAGCUGCUCGACUUCAUCCUCUGUACUGGAGGUGGAUACCAGCGUCUGCGUGCUCACCUGUACGGCUCUCUGCUGUACUACCUUCAGAUCGCCCAGAAACCUGAAGAACCAGACACUCUACAGACAGGGAAAGCGAUGUGGGAGCGUCUCACUGCCCCUGAAGACGGUUUCUCCAAACUGCAGAGAGAGAACCUGGCCAUCAUCGAGAGCUACGGCAAAGCUCUGAUGGAGGUUGUGUGUCGGGACGCCUGCGAUGGCCAUGAGAUCAGCCGGAUGCUGGCGCUGGCCGUUCUGGACCGGAUCCUGUCGAUAGACCGCCAGAACCAGUGGCUGCUGUAUGUGUGCAACAGCGGCUACCUGCGCUCGCUGGUGGAGAGCCUGAGACAAGACGAUGCCGCCCUGCAGACGAUGCUCACGCCUCAGCCGCCGCUCCUCAAGCCGCUCUACAUCUACGAGAGCAAAAUGGCUCUGUUGACUCGCGUGGCGAAGACGGGCGAGGGAGCUGUGGAGCUGCUGCGCUGCGGUCUGGUGGCUCAGCUCAUGGAGUGUCAGGUGUUUGACAUGGUUCCUGACAGCGACGCACACCGGGUGAUGAGGGACCCGUCAGGCUUCAUCCCCAGUCCUCUGGAUCGCUACCGGCAGAUCCUGCUGCCGACCUUAAGGCUCUUUCAAGUGAUCCUGACGUCUACCUCCAUAAACCACCAGCAGGGGGCAGCACAGGUUCUCCAGUGGCUGAUUGUCCAUGCAGACACCAUCCAGUCCCUGCUGCGAUGCCAGGAGCUCAGUAUGGGAGCUCUGCAGGAACUCUCCCUGCUCACUGGGAUCAUUAGUAAGACUGCUCUGCCAGGUGCUCUUGAAAUGGGUGGAGAAGUGAACAGUGCAGCUCUGAUGGAGUUCCAGGGACACAUUAACAGAUUCCAGCGCCUGUGUCUGUCUCUGCUCGGCCGCCUGGCAGGAAGUGAGCGUGAGAGGCUGCUGAAGCAGGCGGAGAUCUCUGCUCCCGGGGAAUCUGCAGAGCGGCGAGAAGAGAUGGAGGUGGCCAUGCAGCAGGUGUGCGCUAACAUCAUGGAGUACUGCCAGACCCUCCUCCUGCAGAGCUCCACCCAGGCUCAGUUCAGCAUCUGCCUCUUCAGCCCGUCUGGCAGCGAGCCAGCGUCCCGGGACGGAGGACGAACAGAUCUCCCCUCCGCUCUGCCGUCGAUGGCUUACUCCCGAGUCCCGAGCUUGGGUCUGAUCCUGUACCUGCUCAAGAACAGCGCCGCUGAUUUCUUCCGAUUCCACCAAAGUCACCGACAGAGCCUGGGCAAACUGCAGAGCCUGGAUCAGCUGCCUCCGGAGGAGCUCAAGGAGCUGUGCCAGGGCCUGGUGUCCGGCCCGGGAGGCGUGGAGAAAAUCUCCUCCGUCCAGAGGAGCCUGCUGGCCAAGAGACGGCUGGUCCAGCUCAUCAACAACAGAGCCAAGCUGCUGGCGCUCUGCUCCUACGUCAUCGAGACGUGUUUGUUCGUUUUGUGGCGUCAUCUGGAGUAUUACCUCCUGCACUGUACGCCCUCCGACCCCAAAGACUCUCUGCUGCCCGGAGCCAGUUUAUACCGAUCUCGACUAGCCAACGAUGCUUUCGGCGGGUUGCAAGCAAGCGGGAGCCGAGGACUCGGCCUGUCGAGAGUCAGCCAGCAAGACCUGGACGUGCUGAAGAGCGACAUGGCGGCGGGAUUCGGCGAGGCUCUGCAGAGGAAGCUGCUGGAGGUGGAGGGCCUGUACAGCCAGGUCCGCUCUCGCUACACCUUCAUCCAGGCUCUGGUGCGCCGGAUCCGCGGCCUGCUCCGGCAGUCCAAAGGCUGAGACGGACAAACAAAGACGCUCUUUUUUCCCCUGUGAUGAGACUUCAGCCACACGUCGAUGGAGACCCAGCAAACUUCUCUAAAAGACUCGAAACUUUUCCUCACUUUGGCUGAAUGAGAUAAAAUAUCCUGAAUAUUUCCACUGACUGGAAGAUGUGAGGCAAAAAAAAUCACGUUUUUAAUUGUAAGAAACAUUUGAUAUUUUUGUUUGAUCUCACUUUUUUUUUGGGGGGGGGGGGGGCUUUUUUUUGUGAAAAUAAACGU
Molecule: messenger RNA, 6403 nt
Organism: Salarias fasciatus (jewelled blenny)
Lineage: Eukaryota; Metazoa; Chordata; Actinopteri; Blenniiformes; Blenniidae
Product: nuclear pore complex protein Nup205-like
Exons: 42
Coding region: 162-6140 (1992 amino acids)
Biological process (GO): nuclear pore organization
Cellular component (GO): nuclear pore inner ring; nuclear pore
Molecular function (GO): structural constituent of nuclear pore
Source: RefSeq, a predicted model, not a curated record